AUGGCUUGUUUCUCUGUUGUUUGCAAUACUGGGUUUUACCCUGUCCAUAAUAAUUUAGGAGUUCAUGGUGGAAAGCCCAAGUCUUUUGGCAAAUUCAGAGACUUUUGUUGUGAUUCAUUUGCUUUUAGUUCUCCUAGAUUUGAUAUAGGUUGCAAAUUUCAACAUGGGUUGGUCUGGGACAGUGAGCUCUGGCCAGUCACUAAUGGAAAAAGUGGAGCUCAUUUACAGAGAUAUAAUAAUAAUGAUGGUAGUAAAUCAAAACAUGGGUUGCGUUGUUAUAGCAAAAUAGGGCCACUGAUAAAUGAGAACAGUGCAAAUAAGCAGAUCAAUUUAGGGAAAAAGGGUGGCAGUAAUUCGAGGAAGAGGUUUUCGUUAAGAUUGCGUCCGAGAGUGCGGUUAUUAGCUUUGAAAUUGAGAAGAGUGUCGAUCCGGUCAAUGUUGAUUGAUGUUGGGAUCUUAUUGAGAAAUAAUAGAAGAAAAGUGACUCUUUUUACUUCGAUUUCGAUGGCACUGGGAAUGUGCUAUCUUUUUUUAAGGUUAACAGCAGUGCCGUCUCCAAAAAUGGUACCGUAUUCAGAAUUGGUUACAAGCAUACGGAAUGAGUCUGUUUCGAAAGUUCUACUUGAGGAGGGAUCUCGUAGGAUAUAUUAUAAUACACACUCUUCCCUUGUUGGGAAUUCUCAGUUGUCGAAUGAAGAAUUACCAAGUGAUCAGACUGAGAAUGUGGCCGAUGAGGUUGCAAGUGAUGAUGGUCAAAAAUCAGGUCAAACAUUGAACCGGAAUGUAUUGAAGAAAUUAUCAGUGUCUCGAUCUUCAGCUCCUGAAUGGCAGUUUUCCACCAGAAAAGUAGAUCACGAUGAGAAAUUUCUUCUUAGUUUGAUGAGAGAAAAGGGGAUUACAUAUGGCUCAGCUCCUCAGUCAGUGUUGAUGUCAAUGAGGACUACUUUGAUAACCAUAAUAUCUCUGUGGAUUCCGUUGAUGCCAUUGAUGUGGCUUCUUUAUCGUCAACUUUCUGCUGCUAGUAGCCCAGCUAAAAAGCGGCGACCUGAUAAUCAAUUGGUUGGGUUCGAUGAUGUGGAGGGAGUUGAUGCUGCCAAAUUAGAGCUUAUGGAGAUAGUUUUAUGCUUGCAAGGAGCCAUUAACUACAACAAACUAGGAGCAAAGUUACCUAGAGGUGUAUUGCUGGUGGGUCCUCCAGGAACAGGGAAAACACUACUUGCUCGUGCAGUGGCUGGAGAAGCAGGUGUACCGUUUUUUACUGUUUCUGCCAGUGAAUUUGUUGAGAUGUUUGUUGGAAGAGGGGCAGCUCGCAUUAGAGACCUAUUUAAUGUGGCAAGGAAAAAUUCACCCUCAAUCAUAUUCAUUGAUGAGAUUGAUGCAGUUGGAACAAAGCGUGGUAGAAGUUUUAACGAUGAGCGUGACCAAACACUGAAUCAGUUGCUGACAGAAAUGGAUGGAUUUGAGUCAGAUUCAAAAGUAGUUGUUGUUGCAGCGACUAAUCGGCCUGAAGUAUUGGAUCCAGCCCUUUGUAGGCCAGGCCGCUUCUCAAGAAAAGUAGUUGUUGGAGAACCAGACGAAGAUGGAAGGAGAAAGAUCUUGGCUGUACAUUUGAGAGGAGUUCCUUUGGAGGAAGAUGCUAAUCUUAUCAGUAAUCUUAUCGCUUCUCUGACACCAGGUUUUGUGGGGGCUGAUCUCGCAAACAUUGUCAAUGAAGCUGCUUUACUUGCUGCUCGUAGGGGUGGUGAGAGCGUGACUAGAGAAGAUGUGAUGGAAGCGAUUGAAAGAGCAAAGUUUGGAAUCAAUGAUAAGCGACUUAGGCCCACAACAAUAAGCAACGAGCUGGGGAAACUCUUCCCAUGGAUGCCUUCUCUGACUGGAAAGAAUAGUACAAGACAAGAUGGAUCGCAAGGGCCAUUAGGAUACCAAGCUCUGAGCUGAGUAUGUACCUUACAAUUUUAGUGAUAGUCACACACAUAUUACAUUAAAAAUUAAU
Molecule: messenger RNA, 1993 nt
Organism: Fragaria vesca subsp. vesca
Lineage: Eukaryota; Viridiplantae; Streptophyta; Magnoliopsida; Rosales; Rosaceae
Product: ATP-dependent zinc metalloprotease FtsH-like
Exons: 4
Coding region: 1-1938 (645 amino acids)
Biological process (GO): proteolysis
Cellular component (GO): chloroplast thylakoid
Molecular function (GO): ATP binding; ATP hydrolysis activity; ATP-dependent peptidase activity
Source: RefSeq, a predicted model, not a curated record